Messenger RNA from Drosophila grimshawi, 794 nucleotides. Its product is annotated as invertebrate-type lysozyme 3. Bases 142 to 627 code for a protein of 161 amino acids. The record is from RefSeq and is a predicted model, not a curated record. NCBI's taxonomy places the organism in Eukaryota, Metazoa, Arthropoda, Insecta, Diptera, Drosophilidae. Gene Ontology annotation, molecular function: lysozyme activity. The transcript has 3 exons.
AACGCGCAGCUCAAACGCGACCGGUUCAAGCAGUGCGCGCUGUACGCAUAAAUCUUCAGCGUAUUUUUUCGAGCUUAUUUUGCAUAAUUAAUUGUAGUCGAUUUUUGGUGGAAAGAACAAGCUGCUAUUAUUAUUAUUAUUAUGGCUGGAAACAAAUUGUGCUGCACUUUGGCAAUUGGAGCCAUAUUGUGUUUGGCAUUCUCGGUUCUCAUCCAAGCACAGGAUAAGCCGGUUACUGAUGUCUGUCUGGGCUGCAUUUGUGAGGCGAUCAGUGGUUGCAAUCAGACCCAGUUUUGUGGCGGCGGAGUCUGCGGCCUAUUCAGGAUCACCUGGGCCUAUUGGGCUGACGGCGGCAAGCUGACACUGAACAAUGAGAGUCCUCUAUCCGAGGAUGCCUUUACAAACUGUGUUAAUGAUCCAUAUUGCGCUGCAAAUACCAUACAGAAUUACAUGUCCAAGUUUGGACAAGAUUGCAAUGGAGAUGGCGGCAUCGAUUGCUACGAUUAUGCGGCCAUCCAUAAACUAGGUGGAUAUGGCUGCAAGGGUGAGCUGAGUUAUCAAUAUCAGAGUGCUCUCGAUAAGUGCCUGGUCUUGUUCUCGCCUCUUGAUGUGCGCAACUCGAAAUAAUCCCUCCAACAGCUAAUCUACUAAUCUACGAGUAUAUAUAUAUAUAUAUAUUUUUUUUAAUUAUUUAUAUUUCGAAUUGGAAUGUGAACUGUGCAAAAACUUUAUGACAAUUACACAUCAAAGGAGUGUUUUUAUUUUAAUAAAUGAACAUAAAAUUUCUAAUAUAA